This is a messenger RNA of Mus caroli (Ryukyu mouse), 1673 nucleotides long. It is a transcript of the gene Mrpl9, whose product is annotated as mitochondrial ribosomal protein L9. NCBI's taxonomy places the organism in Eukaryota, Metazoa, Chordata, Mammalia, Rodentia, Muridae. Gene Ontology annotation, cellular component: ribosome. Gene Ontology annotation, molecular function: structural constituent of ribosome. The record is from RefSeq and is a predicted model, not a curated record. Gene Ontology annotation, biological process: translation.
CAGCUGCGCAUGCGCGGGGUCCUUCUUCCGCUCCGCGGUCAUGGCGGCCUCUGUAGCUCCCCGGGUUAGGACUCUGUGGUGGGCAGGCGCUGCUUGGCUGCGUCAAGGAGGCAUCCGGGAGCUAUUCCGGCCGCGAAUUGAAGGGAGCACCCCGGGCCGUGACUUCAGUCUCUCUCAUUAUCAGAGCACGGUCAUCGUGGAGCGCUGGUGGAAGGUGCCGCUCGCCCGGGAGGGCCGAAAGCCGCACCUGCACCGGCGUCACCGCGUAUAUAAGUUGGUGGAGGACACGAAACACCGGCCCAAAGACAACCUGGAGCUCAUCCUCACGCAGUCUGUGGACGAAAUUGGAGUCCGGGGUGAUCUGGUCUCAGUGAAGAAAUCUGUGGGUCGUAACAAGCUCCUUUCUCAGGGACUGGCAGUGUAUGCAUCUCCUGAAAAUAGGAAGCUGUUUGAAGAGGAGAAAUCGCUGAGACGAGAAGGGAAACUGGAGAAGAUCCAGACAAAGGCAGGAGAGGCGACAGUGAAAUUUCUGAGAAGCUGUCAUCUAGAGGUGGGAAUGAAGAACAAUGUCAAAUGGGAACUAAACCCUGAAAUAGUUGCCCGCCAUUUCUUCAAGAAUCUUGGUGUGGUGGUUGCCCCACAUGCUCUGAGGCUGCCAGAGGAGCCUAUCACUCGGUGGGGCGAGUACUGGUGUGAUGUGACUACUAGGGGACACCAAGGAAUAAGAAACAGAACAAUUACAAGAUUGAAGAUGGCAGCCAACAUGGAGGCAGACAGAUAGGAAGAAGAUCCUGAUCCUGUGCGGUUUUCAACAGCCACACGGAGCUAAGACUUUGACAAGGUUAGAGUAAUUGGGGUAAAGCUUUUAUCAAUUGGCUCUAAAAUUAUUGUGUUGACAUCUUGUAAAUUGUGAUCUUAUUGUUAUAUGAAUCUGGAUGAAAAAAAAAAAAAGAUUAAAGAUGGAUGAGCAAGAGAGCUAGAAACAAUGCAUCCUAGACGUAGCAUAGCCAUUGUCAUGAAUAGCAAUUACAGUUACUUGCACAAAACCUACACACAGAAAAGGACAGUUGGGUAUGGUGGUACAUGGGUUUAACCCAGCACUCGAGAGGCAGAGACAGGUGAUCUCUUUCCAAGUUUGGGGCCAGCCUGGUCUUUAUAGAGUUGUAAGCUAGUCAGAGCUACACAGUGAGAAAACAUGGGGCUGGAGAGAUGGAUGGCUCAGAGGUUAAUACUGCUCUUACAGAAGAGUGACACCUUUUCUGUCUUUUCAGGUACUGAACACACAUGAUACAUAGACACACAUGCAGACAAAGCACCUAUAUGUGUAAAAAUAACAUUUAAAAGUGGUUAAUGUACUUGUUGCUCCUGCAGAAGACACAGGUUCGGUUCCCAGCAAUCACAAGGCUGCUCCCAACCAUCUAUAACUUAAGCUCUAGGGAUCUGAGCCCUCUUCUCACCUCUGUAGUCACAAGGCAUGCAUAUGUGCACAUGCAUACAUGUAAGCAAAAUAGGCACACACAUAAAAUAUGUCUUUAAAACACUCUUAUGGUCUUGUUUGUUUUUCAAGACAGAGUUUCUCUGUUUAUCUCUGUAUGUCAUCCUGGCUCGCCUGGAACUCAAGAGAUCUGCCUUCCUCUGCCUACCGAGUGCUGGGAAUAAAGGCUUACGCCACC